This is a messenger RNA of Dermatophagoides farinae (American house dust mite), 1210 nucleotides long. It is a transcript of the gene Thor, whose product is annotated as eukaryotic translation initiation factor 4E binding protein thor. Lineage: Eukaryota; Metazoa; Arthropoda; Arachnida; Sarcoptiformes; Pyroglyphidae. Gene Ontology annotation, molecular function: eukaryotic initiation factor 4E binding. Gene Ontology annotation, cellular component: cytoplasm. The record is from RefSeq and is a predicted model, not a curated record. Gene Ontology annotation, biological process: negative regulation of translational initiation.
GUUAAUACACAAAAGCAUCAUCAUCAAAACGAAAUCUGUUGUUGCUUGUUGAUGGUUUUUAUUUAAACAAAACUUAUACAACAACAAUCAUCAUUUUUCGUUUUAGUGUUGAUUUGGCUUAUCUUGGCGUUGCUGGUUUAGUGUACUCACCCAAUAGGUUUAUAAAAUAAAUCCUCAUCGAUUCAUUUUUGUUAGUUGACCGAAAAAAUAUCUGGAACAGAACCCUAAAAAAAAAAAAAGGCUGUAACAAUGAAAGAAGUUGGUACAAAAGCAAUACCGGCAUCACGUCGUCAUAUUGUGAAUGAUCCAAAUGAAUUACCCGAUCGAUAUUCAUCAACACCCGGUGGUACAUUAUAUUCCACAACACCUGGUGGCACACGAAUCAUUUAUGAACGAAAUUUUCUAAUGAAUCUAAAGAAUAGUCCAUUAGCACGUUCACCACCAACUAUGGCAUUCAUACCCGGCGUAACCAAUAUUGAACCCACGGCACAUAAUCCUAAAUAUGAAGCACUUGAACCGAAAAAUAUUAAAAAUAGUUCCAAAAUUGUUGUUAAAAAUCACGCUAAAAAACAUCAUCAUCGUGAUGAACAGCCGCAAUUCGAUAUUGAUAUCUAAUCCCAGCCGAUUCAGAUUUCAAUUAACAUUCAUUGAAAUUGUGAUGGCCAAAAUAAAAAUAAAAACUCAAGUUGAUUGAUUACAUCCUCAUCAAAAACCAAAAAAAAAAAAAAAAAAAAAAUGAAAAAAUGAUUUCACUUUUCUCAGAAUUCAAAAAAAGUUCUUUCUUUUUUUUCAGUCAUCUCAAUUCUCAAAUUCAUUAUUUCUACAUUUCUGCACCACAACAAGGCCAUCGAUGACCGGUUUUUGUUCUUCGUUCAAUUCGUGUUUAGUAUAUUGUUAUCGCAAUAAAAAUGGGAAAUGUUGAUGUUCAAAAAGCCAAGUGAGACAACAACACAAGCUCAAUUUGAAUCAAAUUUCGAUUCAUUAGAAGAAUCGAUGAAUCAAUUUGCAAAUUCAACUACUACUUCAUCUACGACAUCUUGCCAAUUUAUAAAAAAAAAAAUGUGAUAUUUUGCUUGUAUAAUAUAAAAUUAUUAUUUUGUGAACAAAAACAAACAAACAAACAAUAUCGAAACACGAAUUCAAACACUCACUGUCAAACUUUGUAUUUUUUUCUUUUUUUUCAUUAAUUAUUCUCCUUGUUAUAAUUGAU